This is a messenger RNA of Aspergillus aculeatus ATCC 16872, 615 nucleotides long. RefSeq lists its product as uncharacterized. The coding region runs from base 1 to 615 and encodes 204 amino acids. NCBI's taxonomy places the organism in Eukaryota, Fungi, Ascomycota, Eurotiomycetes, Eurotiales, Aspergillaceae. The transcript has 3 exons. The record is from RefSeq and is a predicted model, not a curated record.
AUGCGCCUCCCAAUCCCAUUAACCACAACGACCCUCCUCCCCCUCCUCCUCGCCAUCACCACCAUGCACCUCCCACAAACGCAAGCCUGCACGCCACCCCCCGACCCAACCGCAGAGUACCUCCUCACGCGAGCGCCCUGCACCACCGACGCCACCUGCCCGCCCCACGAAUUCUGCUUCCACCCGGCCAACCGAUGCCUCCCGCGCUUGUCGGCAGGGACCUGCUGCGCCACCGACACAGAAUGCAGCACCAACUACUGCCAGACGGGGAGCUGCGCGCUGAGCCAGACGGGGAAACCCUGCACCACCGUCUCAGACUGCAGUACCGGCACCACCAGCGGACAACAGCGAUGGUGCGGGUUCGGGCUGUGUGCGGCGGGGAUCUGUGCGCGACCCGGCGGGGAGUACGGGGCUGUCUGUCAGCGCACUGAAGAGUGUGUCGCUGGGCUGGUGUGCGCGUAUAGCCUGUUCAGUGAGGAUCGAUCCACGAAAAUAUGUCAGGCGGCGCCGGGGCCGGGGGCGUACGGCGCGGCGUGUGCGGGCGACGCGGAUUGUGUGUCGGGGAACUGUGGGGUGAAUGGGGAGUUGGUCUGCGGGGAGCCGAGGCUCGGCUAA